Messenger RNA from Musa acuminata AAA Group (dessert banana), 1489 nucleotides. RefSeq lists its product as uncharacterized. Bases 681 to 1352 code for a protein of 223 amino acids. Lineage: Eukaryota; Viridiplantae; Streptophyta; Magnoliopsida; Zingiberales; Musaceae. The transcript has 3 exons. The record is from RefSeq and is a predicted model, not a curated record.
CCUUAAGUGGAGCGGGACCCACCUGUCUUGCUUCGAUGUUGGUGCUUUCUUUUCGCUGCGAACAAUCAACAUAUAUCGGUAUAACCGACACACUUUUUUGUUGUAGGCUAUACAAACUCGGUAACAGUUCUUAUCCGAAUUCCGGUAUAACAUAGCCCACCGUUACAUUCAACAUAUAUCUGUGCAAAUAAUGCAAAUAGAUCACUCGGAGAUUGUGACCGUCAUUGAAUGUAUAGCAACCGUUACAUUGAUACCGCUUCCGUCCAACUAUAGCAGCUUCUGCUUCUUCUUCCUCGUCCUAUGGUACUCGGUGCGAGGAAUGAGGGUGAGGUUGAAAGCUUGCAUCCAUCAGCCAGGAGAAUGACUUUGGUGAGCAAAUUCAUGCAAUAUUCUGCACUGAAAGCUUCUCUGUCCCAAAUCAAAUCAAUUUGGUUCCUCCAUGCACCAAGAUGUUCGUUAUUGAUGUCGAGCUUAGAUCUGCCUAUUCGAUCAACGCUUUCAUGGCUACCACGUUGAGAAUGGAGCCCGCUGCACCCAACAAGGGAAAGAAGAGGGACCAUGGCCUUAAAGACAAGCUGUGACAGUUGUGCUGCCUUCACUACUUUCUCCCCCUCCCCAACACCACCGCCUCCUCCUCCCCAGCUUUACGCUUCGGUUUCAGAGGAGGAACAUUUGGAUCAAUGGGAAGGACUAGCACACGGCUACCAAGCUUCUGCUUGAACCGCGUCACCACACGCGUCAGAGUCCGGUCUCCGGCGAUCGAAUCGAGGCCUCUGUCUCCCCAGGCAAGCAAGGUUAGCAGCGUGGACGAUGAGCUCGCCGCUGAUGGAGCUACGAAAGAGAUGGAACACGGUAGAAGGAUCAUGAUCGUGGUGGACCGGAGCUCAGAGGCCAAGGCUGCUCUCCACUGGGCGCUCUCGCACUCUGUCCAGAGCAACGACACCGUCGUCCUCGUCGAAGUCACGAAGCCAUCGAAGCACGGCGAAAGUACUCAGAGGGAGAGACAUCCAAACGGCUAUGCGCUUCUCCAUGAUAUGAAGAGAAUUUGCCAAGCAAGGAUACCUGAGGUGCAAGUCGAGCUGUCUUUGGUCCCGGGAGAAGAGCGAGGGCCGGCGAUCGUCGGAGAAGCCAGCAAACGGGGCGUCGUCCUCCUCGUCAUGGGGCAGAGGAAUCGAUCAGUGACAUGGCGUUGGGUGAUGAUGUGGGCAGGCAGUAAGCCGGGAGGCGACGCGGUGGACUACUGCAUCCGAAACGCCACUUGCAUGGCUCUGGCCGUGAGGAGGAAGAGCAGGAGAGGCGGCGGCUACUUGAUCACCGCCAAGCGCCACCGAGAUUUCUGGCUUUUAGCGUAGUGUUGGAACCGAUGCUUGUCUGUGUUCGAACGAGGUGUGGCUUGAGUGCGGUGUGUUUUGUUGGUCAUCAGAGCAUAUUAAUCUGUAUGCCAUUUGCAUGUGAAUUGUAGGUAUCAUUAAUUCUGUUGUUUUUCUCA